Drosophila serrata is the source of this 956-nucleotide messenger RNA. RefSeq names its product Vesicle-associated membrane protein synaptobrevin (gene Syb). Gene Ontology annotation, cellular component: membrane. Gene Ontology annotation, biological process: vesicle-mediated transport. NCBI's taxonomy places the organism in Eukaryota, Metazoa, Arthropoda, Insecta, Diptera, Drosophilidae. The record is from RefSeq and is a predicted model, not a curated record.
GAUAGUAUCGAUAAGGCUGAUGUUUUGCCAGCACUAACUAGAUCACACCGAUCACAAAUUAAAAUUGAAAAAAGAAAAUUUAGUGCUAUUUGCAAGGCAGCUGUAGAUUUCACCGGAAAACCCGAAUUCCAAAGCAUUAUUCCAUAGACCCAUUGUCAAGCAGCAGCACACUCUCACAAUGGAGAACAACGAAGCCCCCACUCCCUCUGGAUCCAAUAACAACGAUUUUCCCAUACUUCCGCCACCACCGAAUGCUCACGACAAUAACUACGAAAAAUACGGGGACCAUCACAUCAGCAACAACAAUGCAGCCAACAAGCGAUUGCAGCAGACACAGGCCAAGGUGGACGAGGUGGUCGGCAUCAUGCGGGUGAAUGUGGAGAAGGUGCUGGAGCGGGACCAGAAGCUGUCGGAGCUGGGCGAGCGUGCCGAUCAGCUGGAACAGGGCGCAUCCCAGUUCGAGCAGCAGGCCGGCAAGCUAAAGCGCAAGCAAUGGUGGGCCAACAUGAAGAUGAUGAUCAUCCUGGGCGUCAUUGCCGUUGUGCUGCUCAUCAUAGUCCUGGUGUCGGUCUGGCCGUCCAGCAGUGGCAGCGUCAGUGGUGGAGGAGCUAAGGCCAUCACCGAGGCCCCUCCGAAUAAGCCUUAGAGGAUAUGGAACGGAAAUGGACCAAACAUCUAUUCUGGGACGGGAACCCUUUCGCGCAAAACACACACACACACAGAGGAGGGAGGAAAAAAUCAAAAGAAGAUAAACUACUAAAAUCGCGCCUAAAACAUAUAUAUAUAUUUAACCAGAUUGUAAUUAUUAAAACUUAAUGUUAAACCAAACCCAAUUUAUGUACGUAUUGUAGCCGUGACCAGAGGUCCUCGCAUAUGUGUGUAUGGAUAUAUAUACGAUUUAUAUAGAUACUUGUAUGUCAUGCAAUUGAAAAUACAUCAUGCCACCUACACUUUAA